Molecule: messenger RNA, 2499 nt
Organism: Pieris napi
Lineage: Eukaryota; Metazoa; Arthropoda; Insecta; Lepidoptera; Pieridae
Product: alpha-tubulin N-acetyltransferase-like
Exons: 8
Coding region: 107-1144 (345 amino acids)
Biological process (GO): alpha-tubulin acetylation
Cellular component (GO): microtubule
Molecular function (GO): tubulin N-acetyltransferase activity
Source: RefSeq, a predicted model, not a curated record
UCCGCUUUUUGCCGUGCCUCUUUACUUUGUUAGAAGGGUUACCCGUGGUUCUCACUUAAAUCUUAUUAUUGUAUAAAUUUUACAAAAAAAUUAUUACAUACGAUUUAUGAUGAUGAAAUUUACCAUUAAUACUGUGCUUAAGCAAGAAAUUUCUAAGAUAGACCAUGUGUUCCUGCCUGCAGAUUUUCAGGGGAACGUAAGUCAAAUAAGGUUAGUCCAGGAGUAUUUGAAGAAUGUUGUGAACUGGAUUGGAGAAAAGUCUACAAAGGCUCAAGGUCUUAGCAAGACCUUAACCAGCAUGGACAAACUGCGUUCUUCAGAACAUAUUUUGUAUCUUUUAAAAGAUGCUGAGGGAAAUAACGGUGCUGGACAAGUUAUUGGCAUCCUUAAAAUUGGUGUUAAAAGCCUAUAUUUGCAUGACGAAUCUUUGAUUUGUCACAAAGUCAGUCCUCUAUGUAUACUUGAUUUUUAUGUACUUGAGGAGUACCAGAAAAUGGGCUUCGGGAAGAAACUUUUUGAUUAUAUGUUAGCUGAUCAAUGCACUACAGUCGACAGAAUAGCCAUUGAUAAUCCUUCUCAGAAAUUUGAAAAUUUUCUGCAAAAACAUUAUAACAUCGGAAAGUUAUUGAGACAGCAUAACUGCUUUGCAGUGUCUGCAAAAUUUUUCGAGAAUGUUCAGUCAAUAGACGACCAAAAUAUCAGAUUGCCACACAAGGAUAUAAACAAAGCAUUUGAGACAAAUAAUUCCACUUCCGGGCGAUCUACACCAACCCUACCUACAGUGGGGUCAGUGGGUCGCUAUGCAGCACAACAACCACCAUCUUCAAUGAAUUGGGUAAUACACGGAGGCGAUAACAGGCGGUAUAAUACGGAGAUUCCAGCCAGACCAAAGACCACAAGUGAAUCGAAGGCUGAUCAAUCACUCGUUAUUGAUGAACUAAAGCUUAUAAAUGAACCGGAGCGCAUAAUUAAUGUUCCCGAAGCAAAGUACCUCGAGAGGCCGUCUUCUCUUGAAGUACGUCCCGUCUCUGAACAGAUCACCAUUGACGUAACUUCUCAUGGUUCAAUCUCGUCUCACCCUACUCCAUCCCUUACCAAGGAUGGCUAUGUCGAUUUGAAAUAUUAUCAUAACAAACUGUGGUAAAAUUGCGGCAGCUCUAAGGGUUCCAUUAUUGUCGUUUCAUGUUUAAAUUUGAAUCUCUAGUAGAUAUAGCUUAUUAUAAGGUGUAAACCAAAGCUUUUACGGUAAAUCGUCUAUUCGUUUCAAGAGGAGUAAUACUAGCUGCCAGGCUGUAGGAUAGGUUACAAGUAGUGUUCUCUCAUACAACGUUAUAAUAUGUCUACUUGUUUCGUUGCGUUAGUACUAUUAGGAGGGCUGAAAAGUUUGUAGACUGACACAUAGUUGGCGCAAUAGUAUAAACUAAUAUGAUUUUUAUACUGGACGCCCCAAAGACCGAUUAAAACAUCAAAAAAAAGUCCACGAAUAAAUUUUGGAUAGCCGAAAAGAGAUGUUGAUUAAGAUAGCUGAGAGCCUUCAAAGAGAGAUAUCAAAGUAACGUGUUCAACAUAUCCUAGAUGAAUAUUUGUAUAAACGAAUUGAUGAUUCUGAGCAGUGUUUGAAGCUGUUCAAUCGUAAUAAAUCCAAAUUUAUUGCACCAUAUUCUCCAUAUUUCGCCCCCAGCGACUUUUUCCUGUUCGCAGACUUCAAGAGAAUGCUCGUUGAACAGAAAUUUUGCGCUGGAGAAGAGGUAAUCAAACUUAAGCCCAUUUUGAGGCUAAAGGCUCGUACUAUAAAAUUACGAAAAAAAUUAUGACCGCUAUAAUCGUUGUAUCGCUCUCGAAGACAACUAUUGGACAAUCAAAUCAAAUUCUCUAAAAAAAAAUAUUAUGUCUAUGUAUACAAUGUCCUACGAACUUUUCAGCCAGUGGGCUUCAAGUGUGAAGUCUAUCUAAUAAUCAUUGAAAUUAAUAUAUGUUAUACCGGCGCUUGUUAUUUAAGUAAGUAUUAACUGCUUAAAUGUCGGGUACUAAUUUAUGUGGUAACUAUAAUGUUUACAAAUCAAUUGCACAAAGUAUUAUUUAUUUAUUAAUUUAAUCGAUGUUGUUAAGUAUUAAUAAGUUAUUAAAUUUUAUAUAAGUGGCUUUAAUCGGCGUUUAAGUUAUCUGUUACAUUCCCAUUGAUGGCAUUUUUAUUGUCACAUUGUGUUACGGAGCGGAAGAUUUUACUGAAAGGAUAUUUUUAAAUGCUCAAAUAAUAUUUAAAAUGUUGAAAUUUUUUGGCCAAUUCAAAUUUAUGAACACGUUUUGGAUUUGCUCUUUUAUGUGUAGUUUCCUGGCACCUGUGAUAAAUUUAUAUUUUGAUUAACUUAUAAGUGCUAUGUUUUAAUACUCGUGCUAAUGAAAAAAACACGGGAUCAAUUUAAACGGUAGUCACGAGGCAUGUUUACAUUAUUAUUUUUACUAAAUAUUUUUGAUUUUCAAUUAAAUUAUUAUUAAUAA